ACUACACCGCAUCAUUCUCCAUUUCGAUUCUCCAGCUUUUGGUCGAAGUGACGAACAUUUCGAAAUGGCUCUUCGAGUAACCAGAAACCGCUUGGCUUCUACCAGGACUGACCUCGGUGGCAAGGCCUGCUCGGUGACCGGGCCCACACAGAAGACUCGAGCGGCGCUGGGCGAAAUCGGAAACAUCGCAGUUAACAAAGAAGUACAGAAAAAGAGCAUCAAGACAGAGGCCACUAAGAAGACCAGAGCCACUAAAGUUGAAAAGGCACCAGUAGUUGAACCACCAAAACCUAAGAAUGUUGUUGCUGUUAAGCCUGAGCCUGAGGUACAGGUUCUGCCUGAACCAGCAUCCCCCACGCCAAUGGAGACUUCUGGCUGUGAACCUGCUGACCUCUGUCAAGCAUUUUCAGAUGUCAUGCUUCAUACUGCCGUCAGGGAUGUGGAUGCAGAUGACUAUGACAACCCCAUGCUCUGCAGUGAAUACGUGAAAGACAUCUACAAGUACCUCCGACAGCUUGAGGUUGAGCAGAAUGUUAGGCCCAGUUAUCUGCAGGGUCAGGAGGUGACUGGUAACAUGCGAGCCAUUCUCAUUGACUGGCUGGUUCAAGUGAGCCUGAAGUUCCGUCUACUGCAGGAAACAAUGUACAUGACUGUGGGAAUCAUUGACCGCUUUCUUCAGGACCACCCAGUCCCCAAGAAGCAGCUGCAGCUGGUUGGCGUGACAGCCAUGUUCCUUGCUUCCAAAUAUGAGGAGAUGUAUCCCCCAGAGAUCUCGGACUUUGCCUAUGUGACAGACAGGGCAUACACCACUGCCCAGAUCAGAGACAUGGAGAUGACCAUCCUGCGUGUGCUCAAGUUCCAACUAGGCCGCCCUCUCCCCCUGCAGUUCCUCAGACGAGCCUCAAAGAUUUACGAGGUAACUGCUGACCAGCACACCCUCGCGAAAUACCUCCUGGAGCUCACCAUGGUCGACUAUGAGAUGGUUCACUUCCCGCCUUCCAUGAUGGCCAGUGCUGCUUUGGCUCUUACACUCAAGAUCUUGGAUGCUGGAGAAUGGGAUGCGACACUGCAGUACUACAUGGACUACACAGCAGAGAGUUUGAUUCCUGUAAUGGCACACAUUGCCAAGAACGUUGUGAAAGUGAAUGAGGGGCUGACCAAGCACAUGGCCAUCAAAGGUAAAUACUCAACUUCCAAGCAGAUGAGGAUUGCCACAAUCUCACAGCUCAAAUCUUCAUUUGUGAAGGACCUUGCAAAGCAGCUCACCCAGUGAGAUGACCAAGUGUUUUAGGCACCAUGUGCUGAUUUGUACAGUUGUAACUUAAACUUUUUAACGUGACUGAAGGAUCAGUACGCUAAGGACCAUGUCAGUGGUUUGCAUGUUUAACCCAGAUUGUUUACUUUUACUGACCCAUUUUCCAAAGCAUGCUACAGGUUUAGGUUCCACUCUGAACUCCUAGGCCACACAAAAGGCAGUUCAGUCUUACCAGACUAUGAAAACGGACUUGUUCUUCUGUGACGUGAACCAGGUCACCUUAUUGGACAAAGUUACACCACAUGAGCUUCAGUCUGCCAACAGUGACAACUGUAAUGCCACCAAUUCACUAUUUUCACCACGUCUGUUUACAACAUGGAUCGUUAAUGCACUACUUAAUGUUGCCGGACUGAAAUCUUGAAUGUGGUGUUUCCUUGAACACAUCAUUUAACACUUCUGCACUCGUAAACAAAGUCACUAUUGAGCAUUUUCAAGUUAUUUUUAUGGCUUAAUUGCUGCCAGGCUGUUAGAAAUCCAAAGGGGGAAAAAAACUUGUUGCAUGCUUUCAGAAUGGUCAGCCAUGUAACGGUCCAGUGGGCCGGUGUGGCCCUUCCAGCUUUUUUUUUUUUUUUAAUGGUAUUAUUUUCUUAAUGUGUGGCAGUGAGUGUGUAAAAUGUACAGCAAUACUUUUUAAAAUGAUUUUACUUUCUUAAAUGUCUUGUUCUUAAAGCAUCUAUUAAAUGGCU
Messenger RNA from Toxotes jaculatrix (banded archerfish), 2001 nucleotides. RefSeq names its product cyclin B1 (gene ccnb1). The coding region runs from base 65 to 1273 and encodes 402 amino acids. The record is from RefSeq and is a predicted model, not a curated record. Lineage: Eukaryota; Metazoa; Chordata; Actinopteri; Toxotidae. Gene Ontology annotation, biological process: mitotic cell cycle phase transition; mitotic metaphase chromosome alignment; regulation of cyclin-dependent protein serine/threonine kinase activity. Gene Ontology annotation, molecular function: cyclin-dependent protein serine/threonine kinase regulator activity. Gene Ontology annotation, cellular component: nucleus; cyclin B1-CDK1 complex; mitochondrial matrix. The transcript is spliced from 9 exons.